GCCGUGACGUCACGGGGGCCGAGCUCCCGCCAACGGUUUAACGGCGGCAGCGCGAGAGGGAGAGAGAAGGCGGGAAAGUGAGAGAGGGGGAGGGGCAGAGGUACAGGUACAGUGACAGGUGACAGUUUCUAAUAGGAGACUGGGGAGUCUUGCUGAUCCCGGGGGCCAACGAAGGAAGCAGGUUCGUCAUGGAUCUGCAGGAUCAGAUUAUGGAAGAGGCCAAGGAGCUGGCUCGACGUUCAUUGCUGUACCAGAGUCACCUGCCUCCACCUCUCGUCAAUGCCAAGCCCCUCUCGGCCACGGCUGAGGAGGAAGUGCUGGAGGAGUGCAACGAGGCCUGGAGGGAGCUGGGAGAGUUCCAGAACAAACUCACUCUUGCUGAUAUCAGGGAGAUGGUCCAGGAUUCGGAAAAUCCGCUGGCUGUGCUGUUCGCUCGGGAAAGAGCUCUCCAGGCAGAGCUGAGUGUCCAAAAGAACAGAACCCCAAAACCUCUGCUGGCCAAUCCUGAGGUGCUGACCUGUUUGGGGAAGCAAGAGUUACAGAAUACCGACAAACAGCUGGAGAUGAUCCUCUCUUGCGUUAGAACAAGGAAGAAAUCCUUACAGGAGGAGUUGGCAAGGGAGCAGAAGUGGCUCGAAGAGCAGUUGGAGUUGGAGAAGACGGUGCAAGAGACGUUUGACCAUCAGCAGCAGAACCUCCUUGCUAUCUCCAAGAACAGCGAGAUCCAAAAGCUGAAAAGCCGCUUGGAGAAGGUGACUAAUCAGAAAGACGAGCUGCUGUCUGCUCUGGGAAAAUUCUUGGAUGUGCAUUACCCUCCCCCUAGUGAGAAAGACACCCGGCCAAAGACGUCGAGAUCGGCUGCUGAGAGAGAUAAAGGCUCGGCCAACUUGAUCACGCUGCAUGAGAUUCUUGAGCUCCUCAUUACCAAGGCUAUGAAGACCCCCCAUGAUCCCUUCUUGGAGCUGGACGAUACUUUCUGGCCGCCCUUUGUCGAAGCCCUGCUGCGUUACGGGGUGGUCCUACGCCACCCCGACGACCCCAACCGAAUCCGCCUGGAGGAAUUCAACCAGUAGAGGUGAGGUGGGGGUGGCCCUUGGCCACAUCGUGAACCCCCUCACCCCUUCCCACCGGCAAUGGACCGACUUUGCCAUCUCCCCACCAUGCUCCUCUCCUCCUGCCUGGCUAUGCCCGGCAGGACACAGGACCGGCUUCUGUAAACAAAGGAGUUAUGGAGUGGGGAGGGCGGGGGAAGCCCAUUCCCCCCCCCCCCCCCCAUAACUCUCCGCUGAUGCUGGACAGUUUGGGUGAGCACGUUUCUGUUACUUCCUGCACUCCCUGGGAGCCCCUGAUGUGAGCUGCUUUGUCUGGUUGUUCCCCACCCAUAUGUGCAUGCGACGUGUGGACCAUACCUUUGCAGCGCGAGCAAGCAGCGGGAAUGGAUGUGCACAACCCCACCGCCCCCACCCUCCACCACCUGGGGUCCACGUCCCCUCACUUAUAAACAAGGCAACAGCAAAAUGCCUCACCAAUGGAGAUGAAGUGGACGCAGAGCUUGACACCAUUGUACAAAGGGAUGGUAGGCAGUGGAAUGUUCCCAGGCUCCACUGUCCUGUGCUCUGGAAUGUUCCGAGAUGCAGUUGUUGGACCCUACUCUCCUCCCCGGCCCUGUGCAGCCAGGGACACCGAUUCACACGCCCGGUGUGCCACAUCCUGAUGACUCUGCAGCGACCUUGUAGAGUUCCUCCUGAUGUAUUGUUCAUUAAAACUCUUGUAACUUGA
Hemiscyllium ocellatum (epaulette shark) is the source of this 1779-nucleotide messenger RNA. It is a transcript of the gene cenpk, whose product is annotated as centromere protein K. The record is from RefSeq and is a predicted model, not a curated record. Gene Ontology annotation, biological process: kinetochore assembly; mitotic sister chromatid segregation. Gene Ontology annotation, cellular component: nucleus. The coding region runs from base 189 to 1073 and encodes 294 amino acids. The transcript is spliced from 12 exons. NCBI's taxonomy places the organism in Eukaryota, Metazoa, Chordata, Chondrichthyes, Orectolobiformes, Hemiscylliidae.